Molecule: messenger RNA, 1759 nt
Organism: Mesocricetus auratus (golden hamster)
Lineage: Eukaryota; Metazoa; Chordata; Mammalia; Rodentia; Cricetidae
Product: hyaluronidase PH-20
Biological process (GO): carbohydrate metabolic process; hyaluronan catabolic process
Cellular component (GO): acrosomal vesicle
Molecular function (GO): hyalurononglucosaminidase activity
Source: RefSeq, a predicted model, not a curated record
AUUCCUGAAAUGUGACACAAGAAGAAUAGUCUUCAACAUAAAGCAGUCAUCAUACUGUCAUCUGUCAGAGUGACCUCAUGUCACUGUGGUUCUUAUCUUUUGCAUCAAAUACUGAACAAACCUAAGUGUGUAAGAAGAAAUAAGUGUUUACCCAGUGAUUACUUUCUGCAAUGAGAGCGCUACGAUUUAAGCACGUCUUUUGGAAGAGCUUUGUGGAUUCUGGGGGGAUAUACCAGACAGUGUUAAUAAUCUUCCUUCUGAUUCCUUGUUCCUUGACUGUGACUUAUAGGGCAGCACCACUUGUGCCAAAUGAGACUUUCCUUUGGGCCUGGAAUGUCCCAGCUGAAGCUUGUAUUGGAAAUAUUAGUUCCGUGUUGGAUAUGAGUUUCUUCUCUUUAGUAGUAAGCCCCUGAAAAACUGCCACAGGGCAGGCUGUCACAAUAUUCUAUUCUGACCGACUUGGAAAGUAUCCGUAUAUAGAUGAGAAAAAGACAGUAUUUGGAGGAGUACCUCAGCAGGUGAAUUUUCAAGAGCACUUGGACAAAACUAAGACUGACAUCGAGUAUUAUAUUCCAGUAGACCAAUUGGACUUAGCUGUCAUUGACUGGGAAGAGUGGAGGCCCACCUGGGAUCGAAACUGGACACCCAAGGACAUUUAUAAGACUAAGUCUGUUCAAUUGGUACAGACCCAAAAUCCAGGUAUGGACACUGCACACGUCCUUGUAAAAGCCAGAGAGCAAUUUGAAGAGGCAGGAAGAAAGUUCAUGGAAGAGACAUUAAAAUUGGAGAAAAAUCUUCGGCCCCAAUACUUCUGGGGAUAUUUUCUUUUUCCCGAUUGUUAUAAUUAUCAAAACUAUACAUGGCCAGGAUACAGUGGAAAAUGUCCUAGUAUAGAAAUAGUCAGAAACAAUAAUCUUACCUGGUUAUGGAAAGAAAGCACUGCCCUUUACCCAUUGACUUACCUGAAGAGUGAAUUGGAAUUAUCCCCAAAUGCAAAACUCUACAACCACAACCGUGUAUUGGAAGGCAUCAGGAUUUCUAAAGUGCGUGCAGAAAAUAAUCCACUUCCUGUUUUUCUGUAUACACCUGUUUUUUUUUCUGACCGGAUAUGGAACUUCCUUUCUAUUGAUGAUCUUGUGAAUACAAUUGGUGAAGCUGUUGCUCUGGGGACCAGUGGAGUUGUAAUAUCGGAUUCUAUAUCUAUAGCACAACAUGUCAAGACAGGUUGUCCAACCCUCCAUAAGUACAUGAAGAAUACCCUGAAUCCAUACAUGAUCAACGUCACCCUAGCAGCCAAAAUGUGCAGUCAAACACUUUGCGAUCAUCAAGGCAUCUGUACAAGGAAAGAUGAGAAUUCAGAUCACUAUAUUCAGUUGAAUCCAAAGAACUUAGAAAUUAAGCUUGAAGUAGUUGGCAACCCCAGAAUUGGAGAUCUGAAGUACUUUUCUGAGCAUUUUAAAUGCAUCUGUUAUACCAACACGAAUUGUAAAGAGAGAGUUGAUAUUGAAAAUGUGGAAAAUGUUAAUGUGUACACUCGCAACAAUAUUUGUAUAAAUGCUGAUGUAGAACCUGAUGCAGCAGUCUAUCUCCUACCUGGAAAAAGCAUUGUCUUUUUCAUAGCUGUCACUCACAUGCUCUGUCAUCUGCUCUAGGGGCCACUGACUUUCCUAGGGCAAGUAUCAGUGGGUGCCCCUUAGUUAUAUCUGCUCCCGGCAUUUGAAAUAUUUGUUAUAGUCUUGUGUUAACUCAGAAAAGCAAA